This is a messenger RNA of Malania oleifera, 1821 nucleotides long. Its product is annotated as cysteine synthase. Gene Ontology annotation, cellular component: cytoplasm. The record is from RefSeq and is a predicted model, not a curated record. The transcript has 12 exons. Gene Ontology annotation, molecular function: cysteine synthase activity. Bases 599 to 1576 code for a protein of 325 amino acids. NCBI's taxonomy places the organism in Eukaryota, Viridiplantae, Streptophyta, Magnoliopsida, Santalales, Ximeniaceae.
GAUCUUAUAACAUUGGAAAUACUGAUCAUACUGCUCAUUUUUCAAAGAUCCGUAUGCAAAUUCUGCUUUGCUUGAGAAAUUUAUAAGGGGUGAUUCUUGGAUUGCUGUGGGUUCUGUUUGAUUGAUGAGAAGUGGAGGAUGACGAAAAAUAAAACUUUUAAUAUAUAUAUAUAUAUAUAUAUAUAUUUUAUCUGUUUUAAAUUUCGUUUUCGUUUUCGUUUUCUUGGGGAGACUUUUGAGACGAACUUUGUGAUUAUAGUUCGCGAUUCCUUUGUAAUCUGCGCGGAAAGUCACAUUGUUUGUAAAAUUUAUAAGAUUUGAUCUCGUGGGCUCUUUUUUGUUGUUGAGAAACUGUAGGAAGUGUAAUUGUUUACUGUUUAUGUUUUACCAAAUUCUGGGUUAACGUGAAACCUUAUUUGAGAGGUUUUGUGUGCAAAAUCUAAAUCAGCUUUGUGAGGUUUUAAAGAUUUGAGGCUUGAAAUGUCGUGGGUUGAGGCUCCGGUUGGUUGCCUUUUUGAGCUUUCGAUGAGAUCUCUAUGAGAUUUCCUUAUGCAGCCUCCCGGGGUGCUUGUUGGGGGCAGAAUGUACGAAAUUAAUAAUGGCAGAGGAGAAGACACUGAUUGCAAGAGAUGUUACUGAAUUAAUUGGUAAAACACCAUUGGUAUAUUUGAACAAUGUUGUAGAUGGCUGUGUGGCACGUAUCGCCGCAAAGCUAGAGAUGAUGGAACCUUGCUCAAGUGUCAAAGAUAGGAUUGGAUAUAGUAUGAUUGCUGAUGCAGAAGAAAAGGGUCUAAUCAUACCAGGGGAGAGUGUCCUCAUUGAGCCUACGAGUGGUAAUACUGGCAUAGGGCUGGCAUUCAUGGCAGCAGCUAAGGGUUACAAGCUCAUCAUCACUAUGCCUGCUUCAAUGAGUCUCGAGAGAAGAACAAUUCUCCGUGCCUUUGGAGCCGAGCUGGUCCUCACUGAUCCAGCAAGGGGCAUGAAAGGAGCUGUUCAGAAGGCAGAAGAAAUAGUGGCAAAGACGCCCAAUGCCUAUAUGCUUCAGCAAUUUGAAAACCCCGCUAACCCAAAGGUUCAUUAUGAGACCACUGGACCAGAGAUCUGGAAAGGCUCAGCUGGGAAAGUUGAUGCUUUGGUUUCUGGAAUAGGGACUGGAGGUACGGUAACAGGUGCAGGGAAGUUCCUCAAAGAGCAAAACCCUGAUAUUAAGCUGUAUGGUAUAGAGCCAGUAGAAAGUGCUGUAUUAUCUGGAGGGAAACCCGGCCCACAUAAGAUCCAAGGUAUUGGUGCUGGUUUUAUUCCUGGAGUUUUGGACGCUGGUAUUCUUGAUGAAGUUAUUCAGAUAUCGAGUGAAGAAGCUAUUGAAACUGCUAAGCUUCUUGCAUUGAAAGAAGGUUUGCUGGUAGGAAUAUCCUCUGGUGCUGCGGCUGCAGCUGCAAUCAAAAUAGCAAAGAGGCCUGAAAAUGCUGGAAAGCUCAUUGUUGUGGUUUUCCCCAGCUUUGGAGAGCGCUAUUUAUCCUCUGUGCUGUUCGAAUCAGUCAAGCGGGAGGCAGAAAAUAUGGUUUUUGAGCCGUAACUUGGCUACCAGUUUGGUUGGGACAUGGUACAAAGCUUGUUUUUUUAUCUAGUCCAAUGAAAUUUCAGUUGGGUAAUUUUACUUGGACUCUACAAUAAAAUGCAAUCUUUGUUGUGGUGUUUGUAUAUGAAAAAUGCUGUGUGGGCUGAACUUGGAAUUGGAUUUUAUAAUGUGUUAGAAGGAUAUAGAAGAGAAUGUGAUUUCAAUUGGGUGAUGCUUUGAAGAAUGAUAAAAAUUUUCCUCAA